Messenger RNA from Australozyma saopauloensis, 867 nucleotides. RefSeq names its product tRNA(adenine34) deaminase. The record is from RefSeq and is a predicted model, not a curated record. Lineage: Eukaryota; Fungi; Ascomycota; Pichiomycetes; Serinales; Metschnikowiaceae. Gene Ontology annotation, biological process: tRNA wobble adenosine to inosine editing. The transcript has a single exon. Bases 1 to 867 code for a protein of 288 amino acids. Gene Ontology annotation, molecular function: zinc ion binding; tRNA-specific adenosine-34 deaminase activity. Gene Ontology annotation, cellular component: cytoplasm; nucleus.
AUGACCGAUCUACAAAACCACUUUCUGUACAUGGCUGCGGCUACAUUUGUGGCCUAUAGGGCAUUGAUGAUUGGAGAAACCCCAGUCGCGUGUAUUUUUGUCGAUAAUCGUACCGGAAAGAUCGUUUCGUAUGGCUGCAACAAUACUAAUGAGUCUCUCAAUGGAACUAGACACGCAGAGUUUGAAGCCAUCGACAAAAUCAUGAAGAAGGAGAAUCUUUUGGGUGCUGAUGCUGGUGUUUGUGCCUCUCACUUUGCAAAUUUGACCGUUUACGUGACCAUCGAGCCGUGUGUGAUGUGUGCACUGGCUCUCAAACAGAUUGGAAUCAAAAAGGUCUAUUUUGGAGCCGCCAAUGAGAGAUUUGGGGGCAAUGGAACCACGAUCAAAGCCCAGGGUGAGAGCUACGACAGCAUCGGAGGCAUCAUGAGAAUAGAGGCCAUUCACCUUCUCCGAAGUUUCUACAUCCAGGAAAAUGAAAGUGCGCCUACUCCGAAAGUGAAAAAGAAUAAGGAAAUCCAUGGGAAGGAGUUUCCGCCCAAUCUUGACUUCCCUCUAUACAUCUCUGCAGAGACAUUCAAGACUGAGUUUGGUGAGGAAAGAUACGAGAUUUUCUAUGGAGCACAAGCCCUGGAGCAAGAAAUCAGUCCGAAAAUUCAUCUGGGAUACAGUUUUGUGGAUGUGUGUUCGAAAGACAUUCUCCUCGAACUACCUAGUUUAGAUCAAUUGUACCUCAACAAAGUCAUAAAUGUUGACGAAGACAUUCUGGCAAUGGCAGAGCUCCUUCCACGAGUUGACGACCAAGGGAUGCCAUAUUUUUAUUCACUUAGUGACACGAAAAAGCGGAAAAUAGAUUCGAGCGCAUUAUAG